This is a messenger RNA of Gymnodraco acuticeps, 3522 nucleotides long. RefSeq names its product thrombospondin-4-B-like. Bases 166 to 2985 code for a protein of 939 amino acids. Gene Ontology annotation, cellular component: extracellular region. Lineage: Eukaryota; Metazoa; Chordata; Actinopteri; Perciformes; Bathydraconidae. Gene Ontology annotation, molecular function: calcium ion binding. The transcript has 22 exons. Gene Ontology annotation, biological process: cell adhesion. The record is from RefSeq and is a predicted model, not a curated record.
UGAUCCUAACAUCCUCACACACUAUUCAGACCAAGACAGACAGCAGCAGUAGCAGCCAUGUCUCACGUCUGAGUCAAGAAGGAGGAAAACGCAGACAUACAGGAAACUGUGUGAUCAGUUACUACAGAGAAACUGCUGAUCUGGGACCAGCUAAAAAGGGACAAAAUGGGUGUUUGGACAGCCCUGAUUCUGGCCUCACAUCUGCUGUUAAAUCUCAGCCUACGUGUGGAAGCCCAGGCUUUAGUGUAUGAUCUGCUCACCUCACCGGACUGCCUGCCGGACCUUCUGCAGGGCGGCCUGGUGGAGCAGGGCGUGAACGAGGCUUUCAUCCUGACCUCCUUCAAGCUUCAGCCCAAAACAGGAACCAGCAUCUUCGCCCUGUUCAACCCGCGGGACAACAGCAAGUACUUCGAGUUCACCGUCAUGGGGAAGCUCAACAGAGCUGUGUUGCGUUACCUGCGGAGCGACAAGAGGAUGACCUCGGUGACCUUCAACAACCUGGUGCUGGCGGACGGCCAACAGCACCGGCUGCUGUUCCACCUGAAGGGCAUGCAGCAGGGUCCGGGGGGCGUGGAGCUGCAUCUGGACUGCAGGCUGGUGGAGACCAUCAGGGACUUACCUGCCGCCUUCCAGGGUUUACCUGCAGGAUACGGCACCGUGGACCUGAAGACCAUGCAGGCCCGAGACCAGGAGAGUUUAGACGAGCUCAAGCUGGUGGUCGGGGACACGUUUGAGAACGUUGCUUCAAUACAAGACUGCCAUUUCCAACAAAAAGACUCCGUCCAAACUCUGGGGGUCAACACGAAGCAGCUGUCCAACCAGAUGCUGGACCUAACGAAGGUGAUAAAUGAGCUGAAAGACGUCCUCAUUCAGCAGGUCAAAGAGACUUCAUUCCUCAGAAACACCAUCUCAGAGUGUCAGGCCUGCGGUCUGGGGGGGACUGAGGUGGUGAAACCCAGGUGUGGUGCAGGUGUGUGUUUCCGUGAUGUACGGUGCAUAGAGACGGCCGACGGGGUGGAGUGCGGGCCGUGUCCAGACGGAUACACCGGGGACGGAUUCAACUGUGAUGAUGUGGACGAGUGCCAGUUUAACCCUUGCUUCCCUGGAGUGAAGUGUGUGAACACCGCCCCGGGGUUCAGAUGUGACGCGUGUCCUCUGGGAUACUCCGGCCUGGCGAUAGAGGGUGUGGGCAUCAUAUAUGCACAGACCAACAAACAGGUCUGUGACGACGUUGACGAAUGCAAAGCAACGGACAACGGAGGUUGCGCCGCAAACUCAGCCUGUCAAAACUCUGAGGGCUCGUAUCACUGCGGCAGCUGUAAGACGGGUUUCUCCGGAGACCAGGUGAAGGGCUGCAAGCCGGAGGUCAGCUGUGGGAACAGCCUCACAAACCCCUGUGAUCUGAACUCUCUGUGCACCAUGGAGAGGGACGGCACGGCCACCUGUGAGUGUGGAAUUGGCUGGGCCGGUAAUGGAUACCUGUGUGGGAAGGACACAGAUAUCGACGGAUACCCGGAUGACAAACUCAAAUGUAAAGACUCCAGCUGCAAAAAGGAUAACUGCGUGUUCGUCCCUAACUCGGGUCAGGAGGACGCCGACAGGGACGGACACGGAGACACCUGUGAUGACGACGCAGACGGUGACGGUAUACCCAACGAACAGGAUAACUGUCCUCUGAAGCCCAACGUGGACCAGAGGAACAGCGAUAAGGACAGCCACGGAGACGCCUGUGAUAACUGCCGCAUCGUGGAGAACCCGGACCAGAGGGACACGGACAGUGACGGCCGGGGGGACGCCUGCGACGACGACAUGGACGGAGACGGCCUGAAGAACUUCCUGGAUAACUGCCAGCUCGUCCAGAACCGAGACCAGCUGGACCGAGACGGAGACGGAGUGGGAGACGCCUGCGACAGCUGCCCCGACACGCCCAACCCAAACCAGUCUGACAUUGACAACGACUUGGUGGGAGACUCCUGUGACACGAACCAGGACAGUGAUGGCGACGGUCACCAGGACACGAAGGAUAACUGCCCCUUCGUGAUAAACAGCUCUCAGGUCGACACCGAUAAAGACGGGCUCGGAGACGAGUGUGAUGAUGACGAUGAUAAUGACGGGAUCCCAGACAGCAUCCCCCCGGGACCCGAUAACUGCCGGCUGGUGCCCAACCCCGACCAGAUCGACGACAACGGUGAUGGCGUUGGAGACGUGUGUGAGUCGGACUUCGAUCAGGACAAAGUGAUCGACAGGAUUGAUAACUGUCCUGAGAACGCGGAGGUGACGCUGACCGACUUCAGGGCGUAUCAGACGGUGGUGCUGGACCCCGAGGGCGACGCUCAGAUAGACCCCAACUGGGUGGUGUUGAACCAGGGAAUGGAGAUCGUGCAGACCAUGAACAGUGACCCAGGACUUGCUGUUGGUUACACUGCGUUCAGCGGCGUGGACUUCGAGGGGACCUUCCACGUGAACACGGUGACCGACGACGACUACGCCGGCUUCAUCUUCGGCUACCAGGACUCCUCCUCGUUCUACGUGGUGAUGUGGAAGCAGACGGAGCAGACGUACUGGCAGGCGACGCCCUUCAGAGCCGUGGCCGAGCCCGGCAUCCAGCUCAAGGCGGUGAAGUCUCGCUCGGGCCCUGGAGAGCACCUGAGGAACUCUCUGUGGCACACCGGAGACACCAACGAUCAGGUGCGUCUGCUGUGGAAAGACCCCAGGAACGUGGGCUGGAAGGACAAGGUGUCGUACAGAUGGUACCUGCAGCACCGCCCGCAGGUCGGAUACAUCAGGGUGCGGUUUUAUGAAGGAACCCAGCUGGUGGCGGACUCUGGCGUAACGAUCGACACGACCAUGAGAGGAGGGCGACUCGGAGUGUUCUGUUUCUCUCAGGAAAAUAUCAUCUGGUCCAAUCUGAAAUACCGCUGCAAUGACACAAUCCCCGAGGACUUCCAGGAGUUCAGCACUCAGCACGGCGGAGACGCGCACUGAAGACACAACAGAUCUCUAAAGACUGCUCCUCAGUGUGAAUGUGAGAGAGGGUUUGAGUGUGUGUGUGUGUUUGUAGAUGUGUGUGAGAGUGUGUACAGUUCAGUGCAUACAUGACCAAACUUUUUGAGCAUAUUACCUUCUUUUUUAUCGACUGUUUACUCAUCUCUUCCUCCAGCUGAGCUUGGUAUGCUGAACAUUGUAAGUUAUAAUGGUGUUUAAUGAACAUAAUGCAGCAUAUCACAUGGAUAUAUUUUCAAAAUAAAAGGUUACUUCUUUAUAAAAACAGUAUUUUCUCACACAGAUGUGUUUAGCUUAAUUUUGGGAGCAUUAUAAACUUGUUCAAACAGCUGGAAAGAAACGUUUUGUAACAUUUUGAUUGCAAACAGGUUGUUUUUGUUUUGUACAAUUCAAAUUACAGACUGUUCCUUGUCUCACUUCCUGUAGAAGAUGAACCUAAAGCUCAUGUUUUCUCUUUCCAACAUCAUUUCAUGUCUAUGUUCUCAUGAACCUGGUCAAAAUAAAGUGAUUUAAAGAGUC